UAAUGUCCUUUGUAUUCCUAGUAUAAGUCAACAAAACACAGCAGGACCCAUAUCACAUGACUGACAGAUAAGGAAGCAGCCGAGACAGCACUGAGUAGAACAGCUCUUUCCAAGAGAACACACUGGCAACUCAGAGGAAACCUUUAGGUCUGGGGAGAGGUGAUGGCUAGUAAUAUUAGGCUGCCCAUUUUGGAGAACCAGUUGACAUGCCCCAUUUGCCUAGAAGUGUUCAAGGAACCUUUGAUGUUACAGUGUGGACAUUCCUACUGCAAGGAGUGUUUGUGGGGUCUGAUGACCGAAUCCAGCAUUCAGCUGUUAUGCCCUGUGUGCCGACAGGUGGUGGACUGUAGUUCCUCUCCACCCAAUGUGACUGUUAAACAUCUCAUUGAGACUCUGCAGAAGCUAAAUGAGGAACAAACUACAGCAGAAUCCUGCCCAAGUCACCAUAAUCCAUUGAGUUUGUAUUGUGAGCAAGACCAGAAGAUCAUAUGUGGCCUCUGUGGUACUAUUGGUGAACAUCGCCAGCACCAAAUCACACCGCUCACCAGUGUAUACAGCAGAAUGAAGGAGGAGGUGUCUGCCUUGAUUACUGAGGUACAAAGAGUGAGGAAAAGCUUGGAGGAAAAUAUCUGCAAACUCAUUAACAACAAGACUCGCAUUACAAACGAGUCAGAUGUGUUCCAACGUCUGAUCCGUAAAGAGUUCCGGGAGCUACAGAGAUACAUUGCAGAAGAAGAGGCUCAUUUCCUACAGUCAGUAGCCAAGAAGGCUGCAGAUAUCAUCAGCUCCAUUGAAGCACAGCUUCAAAACAAAAAUGAGAUCCUAAACAAGGUGCAAGCGAGGGAGAGGGAGCUGAAAAAUCUUGGAAAUGAGAAUCACCUGCUGUUCAUUCGGAACUAUUCCGUGGUGACUUCCAGUUCCCAGGUCCCUUCUCCUGGCAGUGGUGAUGCAUCAUACAAUGCAGUCUCUUUUAAGCCUGGGUUCCGACAAGAUGACAUCAAGCUCACGGUAUGGAAGAGGCUACACAGAAGGGUUUUACCUGCUCCGGAAAUCUUGAAGCUGGACCCCCUUACUGCACAUCCUUUUUUGGAGUUGUCUAAGGGAGACACCAUAGUGAAGUGUCGUUCUCUUGGUAGUCGUCGAAGCAGCAGUCCUGAAAGCUUUGACUGUAGUAGCUGUGUUCUUGCAAUACGUGGAUUCUCCACAGGCAAACAUUACUGGGAAGUAAUUGUUGGGACCAAACCAAAGUGGAGAAUUGGUGUUGUCAAGGGCACAGUUAGUCGUAAAGGUAAAAUGAUCCGCACACCAGAGGCAGGAGCAUGGUUACUUGGGCUGAAAGAGGGCCGAAUAUAUGAAGCAUUCACCACUCCAAGUGUUUGUUUGCCCAUUAACAACCGGCCCCAGCGAAUUGGUAUCUUUCUGGAUUAUGAAAAAGGGGAACUGAUAUUCUACAAUGCUGACAGUCGAGAUGAGCUUAUACCAUUAUAUACAUUUCAAACAGAGUUCCAAGGGAAGCUAUAUCCUGUCCUUGAUGUAUGUUGGCAAGAAAGGGGUUCCCAUCCCCAACCACUUAUAUUGCCCCAAGUUUAACACCUUUUUAAUUUAACUUACCUGAUCACAAUAACACACAACAUACCCUCAUAGCUACCUGACCCAUAGAUACCAAUAUUGUUAGUAGAGGUAAUGUAAGUCAACUGGACUGGCUGAGUAAUAUUGAAAAUGAUCCACUGCUCAUCCAAACAUCUUAUUCAGUUUCCUUGAAUUUAAAAAAAACUCUGUGAUAUACAUAAUUAGUAGAAGCCAAUUAGCUGAUCAGUUGGUUAAACUGCAAUAACUGGAAUAAAGUCAAUUGAAAAAAAGGGGGGAGCAAAUCAAGCAACUAAAUCACCCAAUAUCAAUUGUUCUGAUGAAGGUUACUCUAGUUACUCUACAUUGCAGCUUUGGUUGGCUAGUAGAUGCUGAUAGAAAUGAAACCCUCUCAAGGCUCAAUUUUGCAGACUGCAUGUGACCUUUUAAGUGAUAAUAUAUCAGACUGAGGUAUUAGUGUUCUGUGGCAACAACCACUAAAGGCUCUGCAAAAGAUUAAUGUGAAUAGUGUGAGGCAAACUUUGUGAAAAGAACAAAAAACAUAUAGAGAAAAAUGGGCCAAAAGUCAUCAAUAUUGUGUUCCAUAUAAGCACAGUCAUUUCCACAAAAAGGUAAAAGUGUGUAACAUAGUAACAUAGUAACAUGGUAAGUAAAGUUGAAAAAAGACACAUGUCCAUCGAGUUCAACCUUUUUUUGUUUUAUUAACUACCUA
This is a messenger RNA of Xenopus laevis (African clawed frog), 2299 nucleotides long. RefSeq names its product tripartite motif containing 50 S homeolog (gene trim50.S). The record is from RefSeq and is a predicted model, not a curated record. The coding region runs from base 163 to 1590 and encodes 475 amino acids. The transcript is spliced from 7 exons. NCBI's taxonomy places the organism in Eukaryota, Metazoa, Chordata, Amphibia, Anura, Pipidae. Gene Ontology annotation, molecular function: zinc ion binding.